AUGGGCGCAUGGAAGGAAAUCCGGUCUCGGUUUUUACCAGCUGUGAUCGCCAUGUUUCUCCUCCUUCAAGCUCUUUUCUUGGUGAACAUGUGCUAUCUUUACGCAACGCAGUUCCGAAGUGCCAACCGCUAUCACAAUUUCAAUGUCCUUUAUGUUGACUAUGACGGCGGUAUCAUCGGAAAGUCUGUGUCAGAUGCCUACCACCAGUUACAAGGAGAUGGGUUUCCAACCUUGCUGCUGGAAUCUUCUAAUAAAUAUCCUCAACCAGAGGAUAUUCGAGCAGCCGUAUGCCGUGGUGACUACUGGGGAGCUGUUUACACCAGUCAGGGUGGAUCAACUGGUCUGGCCUCGGCGCUAGCAAACGGGUCCCGCCCGCCGAUCUCGCUCACUUACAUCUGGAACGGGGUGAGAUACCCGGUUUUCUCACAGGCUGCAGUCUACUCCAGCAUCUUGAAACUGAUAGAAGCCACACGGUCAACAUAUCAAGCCAACAAUGGUUCUUCCGUAGCCACGUCCAUCGACCUCUCUAAUGCAGCUACCCUCGAAGCGUUCCUCAAUCCGAUCCACGUGGAUGAAAUAAACAUCAAGGGCACGGAGCAAGGGACAAGGGUCUUCUAUAAUACAGUAUCCAUGGUGAUGCCAAUCAUCCAACAGUUCUUUUUCAUCUUGGCGCUGAAUGGCAUAUCAACCCAUUUUGAUGCAUUCACCAAGUUGUCCUGGAAAGCGAACGGCCUGAUCCGCGCGAUAGCCUCUAUCCUCUACACUCUCAUGGGGGCACUGUUAAUGACUGGCUAUAUCUGGGCUUUCAGGGAGUCCUGGGGACAACAAGGAAGCCGGUUUGUGUUGACUUGGGUCAUGCUGUGGCUUCUAAUGCACAUCAACUUCCUUUUCUUCGAUAUCACGACUGCUUUCAUCCCCAUUCAGUUCAUGCCAUUUAUUGUUCUAACAUGGGUCAUUCUCAAUGUCGCCAGCACCAUCAGCCCAUUUGAGCUGAGUCCGGGUUUCUUCCGCUGGGGUUACGCUCUUCCCUCCCAUGAGGCAUACCAAGUCCUGAUACAAAUAUGGUCUGGCGGGUGCAACAAUCGGCUCUAUCGUGCCCUUCCUAUUAUGUUCUCGUGGUGGAUUAUUGGUGUCCCCAUUGCAGUGUAUGCGAUUCAAUAUCGCUGCAAAGCUGCUGUGGAUGCUCUGGAAACCUUGGACCAUCCAGGCGUGGAAAGUCAAUCCGAAGCUAAAGAUACGAUAACCAACGAGCCAGUGACGCCAGCUGGUACCUCAAGUCGGGAAUCUGAUCACAAUGGGGACUCCAUUGAGCCUAUUCCUCUUCGUCAUAUUGCCUAA
Molecule: messenger RNA, 1338 nt
Organism: Penicillium griseofulvum
Lineage: Eukaryota; Fungi; Ascomycota; Eurotiomycetes; Eurotiales; Aspergillaceae
Product: SNG1 family protein
Exons: 1
Coding region: 1-1338 (445 amino acids)
Cellular component (GO): membrane
Source: RefSeq, a predicted model, not a curated record